CGUACAUCCGUGUUGAACGCUCCCUCCGACGCCAUUGGCCAUUCACGUGGCCGAACGCAAGACCGAAAUCCCUUUCGACCAAUGACGAAGCGAAACGGGUCCCAUUUUGAGGCUACGGGGCGGAUGAUUGUCACUCUGCCAGAUUUUCACUGAGGAGGACUCGUCCACUGGAGAUUUUUGUUUGCAGGAGGCUCGCGAUACAGGAAUUCGUUGUUGAGGGGCGGACACUCCGAGGCCAGCACCCGUUGGGAGGGAGCUCCACAUAGUUUUUCAACUGGGACUUGUAUCAAAAAGGCGCGGCCAUGACGACAGAGGCGGGCUUGGAAACGGAGGUGAAGGACAAAGCGGAGCGGCCGGCCGGCGGCGAAGAGAAAGCCAAAGAGAAGGAGGGCAAGGGGAUAGCGCGCUACCUGCCUGCCUGGCUGAAGAAGCGCACGUCUCCAAGCCGCCAGAGCCCGGAGAACGGUGGCCGAGAGGUGCUCCCGCAAGUGAACGGACACGCCGAGGAAGCAGAGGGCAAGGAGCCGCAACUCAAAGAAAAAGUGCUCCAGUCCCAGCCGGCCGGGGAGAGCGAGACGGCUGAGGGAGGUUGCCGGGCGGAGGAGGGAGCAACCGAGGAGCCCGAGGGCCGGACCUCGACGUUCCGCUCGCCGCUGCGCUUGGUGAGGAAGAGCAAGAUGAAGCUGGCGGUGUGUCACGUGACCCUCCCGGACGGCUCCGACUUUGCCUGCGAGGUGGAGAAAGGCGCCAAGGGUCUCUUCCUGUUCUUCAAGGUGUGCGAGCACCUCAACCUGCUGGAGAAGGACUACUUUGGCCUGACGUACGCCGACCGCCACGACCAGAAGUGUUGGUUGGACCCCACCAAGGAGAUCAAGAGGCAAAUCCGCAGCAACAACUGGCAGUUUGCCUUCAACGUCAAGUUCUACCCACCCGACCCCUCGCUGCUCACCGAAGACAUCACCAGGUACCUGUUGUGUCUGCAGCUCCGCCAAGACGUGGCGUCCGGUCGCCUGCCUUGCUCCUUUGUCACUCGCGCGCUGCUGGCCUCGUACACGCUGCAGGCCGAGUACGGCGACUGGGACCCCGAGCGGCCUCGGCCCCUGGACUGCAUUGGCCGCCUGACCUUUGCCCCCAAUCAGAGCAAAGAGAUGGAAGAGAAGAUUUUGGAGCUCUACAAAGCCCUCAAGGGACAGACGCCGGCGCAGGCUGACGUGCACUUUCUAGAAAACGCCAAGAAGUUGUCCAUGUACGGGGUGGACCUGCACCACGCAAAGGAUUCCGAGGGCGUGGACAUCACGCUGGGAGUGUGCGCCAACGGGCUCCUGGUCUACAAGGACCGGCUUCGGAUCAAUCGCUUCGCUUGGCCCAAGAUUCUCAAGAUUUCCUACAAGAGGAACAACUUCUACAUCAAGAUCAGGCCCGGAGAGACGGAGCAGUUUGAGAGCAGCGUGGGCUUCAAGCUGCAGAGCCAUCGCUCGGCCAAACGGCUUUGGAAGGUGUGCGUGGAGAACCACGGCUUCUUCAGGCUCAACGCGCCGGAGGCCGCCGCUGGCGCCACUGCUGCGCGCUUCCUGACGCUGGGAUCCAAGUUCCGCUACAGCGGCCGCACACAGACGCAGACCCGUCUGGCCAGCGCCCUCAUUGACCGCCCGGCGCCCGCUUUUCAGCGCACCUUGUCCCAACGCAUCAGCCUCAGUCUGGAUGGAGCCCCGCGCAUCAGCGUCACAGAGGCGGACCGCGUUGCCGCCGACAAUGGCCAGCGACCCCACUCGGACCUCUGCUCAGACUCCAAGAGUCCGCUGAGAGCGCGUGUGGAUAAUAUUUAUGUCAGGCACAGUAAUUUGAUGUUAGAGGAGCACAAUAAGAGCCAAGCGGAAGUCCUCAAACACCAGGCUAGCGUUAGCCAGCUCAAACGCUCCUUUAUGGAGGCGCCGCCCCCCUCCCCUCCGCCGCCGCCGCGCAACCUCUGGGACAAGCGCGUGGCCUCCUCUCCUCAGCAGCCCACCGCGGCGCCCGUAACAGAAGCAGCGGCAAGCGCAGCAGAUAACAGCCCCGGCCCAGAAGCCGCCAAGACGACGGAAGUUGAAAUUGAAGAAACCGUAGCGGUGCGAGAGAUUUCUGCCAAUGCGGUGGAGCACGCGCCGGAAGCCCAAGCAACGGAGCAAAAGAUGAAGCAGCGGCACGAGGGGGGCGAGAGCGCUUCGUCCCAGAGCGACGGGGAGGCGGAAUAUUGCCCGGAGAGGGAGGAGCGGAACAAGUCGGCGGAGCUUAGCCGGCCUGCCGAAGCGGAGGAAGACAAGAACCCAGCGGAAGAAGCCACGGCGACGCCCGGCCAAGCUCCAAAUGGUCCCGCCAACGGCGAGGUGGCGGAGGAUGAGCGACCGGCGCAGGUUAUUUGUUGCUCUCAGCCGCCCGUGGUCAAGACGGAAACGGUGACCAUAUCGGACACAUUUGCGGAGCACAAAAGCGAGAUCGCCACAAAGGAGGUGCCCAUCGUGCACACGGAAACCAAGACCAUCACGUACGAGGCCGCGCAGCCGGACGGAAGCGGCGAUGGAGAGCCCGGGGUCCUGACGACGGCUCAGAGCGUCACCUCGGAGUCGCUGUGCACCACCACCACCACGCACAUCACCAAGACGCGGAAGGGCGGCCUGUCGGAGACGAGGAUCGAGAAGCGCAUCGUCAUCACGGGCGACCGCGACAUCGACCACGACGAGGCUCUGGCCCAGGCCAUCAAGGAGGCCAAAGAGCAGCAUCCCGACAUGUCCGUCACCAGGGUGGUGGUUCACAAAGAGACGGAACUGGCCGAUGAGGACGACUGACCUUGAGUGACUGGAGAGGUGCCCGCAAGAUGACAACCAAGUACCCUCCCCCAAAAAGUAACAAUCCUAAAAAGUAUCGUAACAGACACCGAGGAAGCUAAAGAACCACGUUGUUAGCUUAACGUUAGUAGCAUGUUUUAACUUGUUUUCCAUGGCUUCGGCAACGACUCCCGUUUUGCAUUUGGGGAUGACUCCCGCAACGCUCUCUCUCAUCAUUAUGUCUGAAGACGAAAAAAAAAUCCGACUAAACCAAACAUUCCACCUUUCUAGACUGGAUUUUUUUAUUAGAUUUGUUCAAAUUGACACACUUUUACACGUCAAAUCUUCUCAAAGCUGAAAUAUUUGAGUCAUGUUUUUAGCCCUGAAAAUAUUUGAGGCAAAUGGAGUCUUAUAAAACCACUUUUGCCAUGACAUUCCAGACUUUCACCUUUUGGAUGCAUAUGAUGUCACGACUAUCUGUAGUUUUGCUUUGCCCGCAUUUGAUUUCCUCAGUGAACCCCUUUUUCUUUCUUUCUUUUUCUUUCUUUCUUUCUUUCUCUCCCAGUUUCCCUAUUUUGGGGAUGGGGUGAUUAAAACCACUAAAAAUGACACAAUAUGUUCUUUGACUCGGUGCAAAAGGAGCAGUGGGGCUGGCUGCAAAGUCCAUUCCUGGGAAUGUAUGUGAUCCAGAUCUAUAGAGCCAAACGGGCUGUAGCAGCUUUAGUCAAAGUCUGCUUUAUUUUCAAUUUUUUCCACGCAGCCCCAUUGCUCCCAAGAUUGUUCCUUUCUCGCCACUUAAUUGCCCCCGUACAACCCUUCAAGUCAAUUGGUGUGUUGAAAUAAAGCAUUGUAAUCCUCUUGA
This is a messenger RNA of Syngnathus typhle (broad-nosed pipefish), 3663 nucleotides long. It is a transcript of the gene epb41l2, whose product is annotated as erythrocyte membrane protein band 4.1 like 2. Lineage: Eukaryota; Metazoa; Chordata; Actinopteri; Syngnathiformes; Syngnathidae. Gene Ontology annotation, biological process: cortical actin cytoskeleton organization. Bases 303 to 2822 code for a protein of 839 amino acids. The record is from RefSeq and is a predicted model, not a curated record. Gene Ontology annotation, molecular function: structural molecule activity; actin binding. The transcript is spliced from 22 exons. Gene Ontology annotation, cellular component: plasma membrane; cytoskeleton.